This is a messenger RNA of Rhizoctonia solani, 987 nucleotides long. RefSeq names its product SH3 domain-containing protein. The transcript has 2 exons. Bases 1 to 987 code for a protein of 328 amino acids. Lineage: Eukaryota; Fungi; Basidiomycota; Agaricomycetes; Cantharellales; Ceratobasidiaceae. Gene Ontology annotation, molecular function: protein binding. The record is from RefSeq and is a predicted model, not a curated record.
AUGGCCAACUACAAAGAAGUAACAGUAGAUCAACUCCCCUCGGAGCCAGCAAACUCACUACUGCUUCAGCCCCAACCGACAUCACCAUUUCCCAGCCCUUCCUCCUCAUUCGUUCCUCCGCCGGCUCAGGAGCCACAUGAAUUCGCGAACAAGGUGCGAGAAAAUAAUCAUUUUUUAAUCUACUCGAAAUUUAUUAUAGAUCCAUCAGACACGACACGGAUUGCAGCUGCUAAACAACCUCGUAGCGCGGUUCACUCGCGACGUAACUCGAGCGAGGACAGACAGCUACUAUCUUCUCCAUCGCAUGACUCUAAUUCCCAACCCCUUGCUCCUGACCAAGCACUCCCUACUCCCUCUUUGAAACGAUUCUCAGUCGAGUCCAACAAUUCGUUAUCAAGCUCUCGACCGGCACCAGCAUCACCGGCACUGAGCCGGCAUUCAUCUCUCUUGCACGCUGGCUCGGCAAAGCGUCUCUCCACGCUGUCCAUAGUCUCCACUUCGACACCACCUCCAAUUACCGGAGUUGCCAAUCGUCGAAUGUCGAUCAAAAUAAGAGAUUUUGCCUUUCUUCCCGCCGAUGAACGUCAUUUCGGCCGAUCUUCACGAAACCGAGACAGUGUAGCUAGUUCCACUGGCUCCGAGGUGUUCUAUGGCAGUCUAGGGCCAGGUUCUCCUUCGUCAUCUUCAUCUGGGUGCCAAUCACCUGGAGAAGAAGAAGAGCCUAUUUUUGUUCCUGGGAUAUAUCGUGCGCUGUAUCCCUUCGAGCCUGAAGGAACCGCGGAAAUGGCUUUGGUCGAGGACCAACGGAUCCAUGUCCUCGGACGAGGCGGAGGUGUGGGGUGGGUGGUAGUUCUCAAACCAGAUGGCGAACACGCAUUAGUCCCGGAAGGUUACUUGGAGCUCGUCAAGGCGGAUCUCGAAGAGGACGACGAUGACGAGAGCGUAGGCACUACGGAACCACCCCAGACUCCGAGAGCUUUGCCCUAG